AUCUCGUCGCGCGUCGGUAAGGUUAAUAAAAUACAGUUUAUGAAGCGGUUGCUGCGUAAUCAGCCGGCACUUCGGCGGUUCGCGGCAGAUAGUGAGGCCGCCAUUCGUUUAUUUGUAAACAGAAUAAAGUAAAAGUUAAUGAAAUAUGAAAUAUAACGAGUUGGGUACAACGGGGAUGAAGGUGUCCCACGUUAGUUUAGGAGGAGCAGCCUUUAGUAACAUCUACGGGACGUUUGACGAGGAACGGAGUCUGGAGUUGAUAAGAGAAAGUCUUAACCGCGGUUUAAACUACUUGGAAACGGGACCUUGGUACGGACAAGGAAGUUCCGAAAAGACUAUUGGCAAGGCUCUCAAAGAUGUGCCCCGAGAGUCCUUCUUCAUCGGCAGCAAAGUGGGGCGGUACGAGAAAACCACGGAGCACAUGUUCGACUUCUCCGCGGAGAAGACUGAGGCGGGCGUGGACAUCACUCUCAGUCGCCUCGGCCUGGAUUACGUGGACUUGAUACAGGUGCACGACGCAACAUUCGCGCCAGACAUUUCGAUAGUCCUGAAGGAAACUUUGCCUACCCUCGCUAAGGCGGUGCAAGACGGCAAGGCCCGGUACAUCGGGCUGGCCGACUACGACAUUGAACUGAUGAAGGAGAUCAUCGAGGAGUCUGAUAUCAAGAUAUCCUCCAUCCUCUCGUACGCCAAGUCGACUCUCUUCGAUAACCGUCUCCAGAACUAUACUCAGUUCUUCAAGAGCAAAGGCGUGGGCGUAAUAAAUGCAGCUGCGACAGGCAUGGGGCUGCUCUCCAAUAAGGGGCCCCAGCUGUGGCACCCGGCCAGUGACGACAUCAAGGCCCUCUGCAGGCGAGCCUCGGAGUAUUGCAAGGCGCAUAACGUCGAGUUAGCCCGUAUAGCGACUUGGUACACGUUAAAUCAACCAGGCAUUGAUUCAAAUGUGUGUGGGUUCUACAACAAGGAACAGCUGAUCGACACGCUUGACGUCAUGGACAAAGGACUCAGUGAGCACGAGAAGAAAGUUCUAGGUGAAGUUCAGAUGAGGUUUUUCGACAACUUAACUCUUCACUGGGAUGACGUUGAACUGCCGUUGUACAAAGCCAAGAUGAGUGAACUUCAGCAGAAAUUAUGAAUUCGAGUUCUAGGUUACGACAUUUUUACUUCGUUCUUACGCCCAGUGGCCUAAUUCACGUAUUUUGACAGUCAAGAUCCCACCGCACAGUCUUUUAUUUUACCUUAGAAGCGGACAUCCCUGUUUUAUUAAUUCAAUCGUUAGAUAUUACUAUUAUGUAUAAAAUUAAUGAAGGAACUUGUAGUUGUAUUUGUUUGGUUUCGAAGAAAUAU
Messenger RNA from Ostrinia nubilalis (European corn borer), 1347 nucleotides. RefSeq lists its product as uncharacterized. Gene Ontology annotation, cellular component: cytosol. NCBI's taxonomy places the organism in Eukaryota, Metazoa, Arthropoda, Insecta, Lepidoptera, Crambidae. Bases 146 to 1135 code for a protein of 329 amino acids. Gene Ontology annotation, molecular function: L-galactose dehydrogenase activity. The record is from RefSeq and is a predicted model, not a curated record. The transcript is spliced from 7 exons.